GUGUCCGUUAGGUUGAAAACUCUGAAACUGUCUACGUCUCUCCAGGAGGCAUUGGCUCAAACCAUGAUGGACAUUUAACAUAACAUCAAAAGAGAAGACAUCCUUCGAAUCCCAACCGGGUUUUUUUUUCCAUCUAUAAGAUCAUAGGAAGCCAGAAGAAAGCUCAAUUGUUUCUGCAUUUUUUUCUUCACAAGAGGCAAAGCUUUUUUAUCUCUGUAGAUUACGAUUUUGUAUAGAUUCAGAAGGAAAAGAAGAGAUGAGUAAUAGAGAUGAUACGGAAGAGGGAAGGAAUGAUCUUCGGAGACCGUUCUUACACACCGGAAGCUGGUACCGGAUGGGUUCUAGACAAUCUAGCAUGUUGGAAUCCUCUCUAAUUAUUCGAGACAGCUCCAUUUCUGUCUUAGCUUGUGUCUUGAUCGUUGCCCUUGGUCCUAUUCAAUUCGGUUUCACUUGUGGUUAUUCGUCUCCAACUCAAGCUGCUAUUACUAAGGAUCUUGGCUUAACUGUAUCAGAGUACUCUGUGUUUGGGUCUCUGUCCAAUGUGGGUGCUAUGGUUGGCGCAAUUGCAAGUGGUCAGAUUGCAGAAUACAUGGGGAGAAAAGGAUCUCUGAUGAUUGCUGCAAUUCCCAAUAUUAUUGGCUGGCUCACGAUAUCAUUCGCAAAAGACACUUCUUUUCUUUACAUGGGAAGACUGUUAGAAGGUUUCGGCGUUGGGAUCAUCUCUUAUACGGUGCCUGUAUAUAUAGCCGAGAUCGCUCCACAGAACAUGAGAGGAGCCUUAGGUUCCGUAAACCAGCUUUCUGUAACCGUUGGGAUAAUGUUGGCAUAUCUACUCGGUCUCUUUGUUCCAUGGAGAAUUCUUGCAGUUUUGGGAGUAUUGCCAUGUACAUUAUUGAUACCAGGCCUUUUCUUCAUUCCUGAAUCCCCUCGGUGGCUGGCAAAGAUGGGCUUGACAGAUGAUUUUGAAACUUCGUUGCAAGUUCUUCGUGGAUUUGAUACUGAUAUUACCAUUGAGGUUAAUGAAAUCAAGAGAUCUGUGGCCUCAUCUGGCAAACGUUCUGCAAUUCGGUUUGUGGACCUCAAGCGUAGGAGAUACUAUUUCCCAUUGAUGGUUGGUAUUGGACUGCUUGUACUUCAACAGCUUGGAGGAAUUAACGGUGUCUUGUUCUAUUCGAGUACAAUUUUUGCAUCUGCAGGGGUCUCAUCGAGUAAUGUGGCAACAUUUGGAGUUGGUGCUGUUCAGGUAGUGGCCACUGCAGUAGCGACAUGGUUGGUGGAUAAAUCAGGUCGCAGACUUCUGCUCAUGAUCUCUUCUAUAGGGAUGACGAUUAGCCUGGUGAUUGUAGCAGUCGCAUUUUACCUUAAGGAAUUUGUAUCACCUGAUUCCAAUAUGUUCAGCGUUCUAAGCAUGGUUUCUGUUGUUGGAGUUGUGGCUAUGGUUAUUUCUUGCUCUCUAGGAAUGGGACCAAUUCCAUGGCUGAUUAUGUCUGAGAUUCUUCCAGUGAAUAUAAAAGGUUUAGCCGGAAGUAUAGCAACUUUAGCCAACUGGUUUGUCUCCUGGUUAGUCACAAUGACUGCAAAUAUGCUCUUAGCUUGGAGCAGUGGGGGAACUUUCACUCUCUAUGCUUUGGUCUGUGGAUUCACUGUAGCAUUUGUGAGUCUUUGGGUUCCUGAGACUAAAGGCAAAACUCUUGAAGAGAUUCAAGCAUUAUUCAGAUGAUUCUAGACAAGGAGAAAAAGACAUACAACAUACAUUUUUCACUUUUGUUUUUGGCCAUUACAGAUCAUUCUUUUGUCCUUCUCUUUGUCUUUUAUUUCAGGCUUUGUUCAGCAUGUUUUCCACCAAUUAUUUUGCAAAUUCAAUAAUGAAAUAUAUAAUUUUUGAUC
This is a messenger RNA of Raphanus sativus (radish), 1887 nucleotides long. RefSeq names its product sugar transporter ERD6-like 4. Gene Ontology annotation, molecular function: sugar transmembrane transporter activity. Bases 257 to 1720 code for a protein of 487 amino acids. Gene Ontology annotation, cellular component: membrane. NCBI's taxonomy places the organism in Eukaryota, Viridiplantae, Streptophyta, Magnoliopsida, Brassicales, Brassicaceae. The transcript has 17 exons. Gene Ontology annotation, biological process: carbohydrate transport; transmembrane transport. The record is from RefSeq and is a predicted model, not a curated record.